Aspergillus fumigatus Af293 is the source of this 639-nucleotide messenger RNA. RefSeq lists its product as uncharacterized. The record is from RefSeq and is a predicted model, not a curated record. The transcript has 3 exons. Lineage: Eukaryota; Fungi; Ascomycota; Eurotiomycetes; Eurotiales; Aspergillaceae. Bases 1 to 639 code for a protein of 212 amino acids.
AUGGCUCCAAAUCGGCGCGGAGACACGAUAGAAAACCCCAUCCCUAUUGACUAUGAGCACCCCGGAACUGUUGGCAGAGAGACAUCUUCCGAAAAGACAGGAUUCCCUAUAAUGGCUGAGGGUAGAGAGGGACCUUCACACGGCCUUCCCUUGAAUGACUUUGUGGAAGAUGACCAAGUUACCGUAGACACGGAGGUUGCAACCCCACCACCCACUCUCACUGAGGACAUGGUUGGGGGAGCUUUACACCAUCAACCGCCGGAUAUUGAGCGGGACCAGGAGCCAGAAGCCACUGACUUGGGGUUCCCUCCUGAAUCUACCAUUGCCACCACUGACGGCGAACAUAUGUAUCGACAAUCCGCCAUCGACGUUUCCCAGGACACUGAUCCUGUUCAUCCUGUGGGCCCCAUCCCGCCGAAUAAGGUCCCAGAGUCUGCCAGUACACCUAGGCGGCCUGUCACUAGCAACUACUCUGGUUGCAAUGCAUCAGACUCGUCAGCAACAAUGGCUUUCUUGAAGUACAACUUCGAAUUCCAGACACUGGGGCGCGAAAGAGGUCUGCCCCAGAACCUGAGCCUCCUGUCAACGAUGGGCCUGGUAAAGAUUCUGGGCCUCAGCCCCGGAACUCAAAAAGAGUGA